AAGUGUCCAAACACAGAGAAAAACUCCUGCUGAAGCGACUGAUCUCCACACUGUUAUAAAGAUGGCGUUUAUUAAAGUGGAGAGUGAAGAUGUGAAGAUUGAAGAAACAUUCAGAGUCAAACAGGAAGAUCUGCAGGAACAAACAGACCUAAUUGAAGAGAAUGAGGGGAGUAAAGAGGAGCAACAUCAUGUCAAAAUUCAGGGAAAAAUUCAUUUACAGACUGAUGGUAUUUUGAAGAAUCAUUUCACCUGCACUCAGUGUGGAAAGAUUUUUGGAAGAAAAGACAAUCUUAAGACUCACAUGAGGACCCACACUAGAGAGAAACCAUUCAAAUGCACUCAGUGUGGGAAGAGUUUCAGCCAAUCAUCACACCUUAAUGAUCACAUGAAAAUCCACACUGGAGAGAAACCAUUCACAUGCACUCAGUGUGGGAAGAGAUUCAGCAUAUCGUCAUCCCUUAAUCUACACAUGAGGAUCCACACUGGAAAGAAACCUUUCACAUGCACUCCGUGUGGGAAGAGUUUCAGCCAAUCAUCAAACCUUUAUACACACAUGAGGAUCCACACUGGAGAGAAACCAUUCACAUGCACUCAGUGUGGGAAGAGUUUUAACUGCUCAUCAAACCUUUAUCAACACAUGAGGAUCCACACUGGAGAGAAACCAUUCACUUGCACUCAGUGUGGGAAGAGUUUCAGCCAAUCAUCAUCCCUUAAUCUACACACAAGGAUCCACACU
Messenger RNA from Danio aesculapii, 736 nucleotides. RefSeq names its product gastrula zinc finger protein XlCGF7.1-like. Gene Ontology annotation, cellular component: nucleus. The record is from RefSeq and is a predicted model, not a curated record. Lineage: Eukaryota; Metazoa; Chordata; Actinopteri; Cypriniformes; Danionidae. Gene Ontology annotation, biological process: regulation of transcription by RNA polymerase II. Gene Ontology annotation, molecular function: DNA-binding transcription factor activity, RNA polymerase II-specific; RNA polymerase II transcription regulatory region sequence-specific DNA binding. The annotation marks the transcript as partial. The transcript has 2 exons.